AAAACCCGAGCAAAAAUUGUUGAUAUAAAUUUUAUAGGUUCUCACAAACAUUGGCCGUUAAUAAAAACACGCCCUCUGCAUCAUUUAUGUGUUGUUAUUGUUCAACUUGAGUAUUUGAAUCUGAAUAUGGCUCCAGAAAUUUCGAAAACCCAUGAAGCAUUUCGCAGCUCCGAAGAUUCAGAUUCAGAGGAGUUGGAGAGGUUGGAGUCUGAUUUGAAGGAAAUGUCGCACAAAAUUCUUGAAUUUCGAUCAACUCUUCCGGAUCAGCUCAAAUCCACACUCCUUUCGGUUCUCGAAUCCCAAAGACCCUUUCUUCCUCAAUUCAAUUCAGGUGCUUCUGAUCAAAACAUUUCCAGAGAGGGAAGUUCAUCUACUGCAGAAGAUCCAGAGAGUGCUGAGAAAGUAAAAUUACUAAAGGAGAAGAUCUCAAGCAAUUGUGCUGCUAUGCCAAUAGUUUUGAAAAGGAUGAAAGAUUGCAUUGCGAAAAUUGAAAAGUUAGAUUCAUAUAAUGCUGCAAACAUACAUCAAGGCUUCAAAAGGAAGAAGACUGGAUAAAGACCAAGGAACUUGCUAGUGUAGAAUUGUACGGCAAAUCACUAUUUAAUGAAACUGAGAUUGUUUUGAAGAGGAAGAUGAGGAAGAUAUGUCGCAUGUUUUGCAAGGAAUGUAAAUUUGGGAUAAUACAAUGCGUGUUUUCAAGAGUGCAAUGUAAAAAGUGUGUUUCAUUUCGCUGAGACGUAUGUUUAGUAUGAACCACAUGGUCCUUGGUAGCUGAUUAAAUUUCAUAGUUAACUAAUAUUAGCUAGCAAAUUUUUUUA
This is a messenger RNA of Medicago truncatula (barrel medic), 818 nucleotides long. RefSeq lists its product as uncharacterized. The record is from RefSeq and is a predicted model, not a curated record. Bases 127 to 555 code for a protein of 142 amino acids. NCBI's taxonomy places the organism in Eukaryota, Viridiplantae, Streptophyta, Magnoliopsida, Fabales, Fabaceae. The transcript has 2 exons.